This is a messenger RNA of Scomber scombrus (Atlantic mackerel), 12550 nucleotides long. Its product is annotated as nucleosome-remodeling factor subunit BPTF-like. Gene Ontology annotation, biological process: regulation of transcription by RNA polymerase II. Gene Ontology annotation, molecular function: RNA polymerase II cis-regulatory region sequence-specific DNA binding. Gene Ontology annotation, cellular component: NURF complex. Lineage: Eukaryota; Metazoa; Chordata; Actinopteri; Scombriformes; Scombridae. The record is from RefSeq and is a predicted model, not a curated record.
UGGCGUCUGCAGGCGACCCAGAGCGGGACACCGGCCAUUCAGUUUGAGCUUUCCGCCCUGAAAUUGAGACCGGGGCUUGGUUGGGGGACUUUGCGGGAACCCGGGUGUUUGUCUUUUUUCCUCCCCCGUUUUUUUCCUCCGUUGUGUGUGGCUUACUCAAGCACCGAGAUUGAAGCGGUACAGAAGAGACUCUCUCCUACAAUGAGGGGGAGAAGAGGAAGGCCGCCCAAACAAGCAGCCGCGAUGCGGGAAGGCUCACCGGGGCCAGUCCGCGGCUCUCGGGGCAGCAGGAGCAGAGGGAUGCGUGGACGGGGGAGAGGCAGAGGACGGGGCCGAGGACGGGGAGGAAGCGGCGGCGUUUGUGGCACCGGCUCCGCGGAGGUGGACACGGACAUCUCCGGCCGAGAGAACUUUCAUUCGUCCCGGGGCCGCAGGAAAGUUGGAGCCUCCGCCGCUGUGGCAGCCGCGGGUUCACGGAGUAGAGGAAGCAGAGGGAGAGGCAGGGGGUCGAGAGGCGGCCGCGGGGCUAGAGGCGGAGUGAGGCGGCCUCAAACUAAGGUGGUUUACGACGACAACAGCGACGAGGAGGACGAUAAUUUAAGCUACAGGUCGGACGAAGACGAACUCCUAAACGACAACCCGUCGUCGGAUCUUGAAGAAGAUGAGGCCUUGGGAAACGACUCCGACUAUCUGGAGGAGCUACCAGAUGAUGAUGAUGAUGAUGGUGUUGGUGUUGGUGAUGAUGAUGCCAGCUACUGCACCGAGAGUAGUUUUAGGAGCCACAGCACGCUCGGUAGCACCCCAGGCCGGAGAAAAAGUCGGGCAGCGCGACCGCAGUCUCCUGUUGUCGAAGCAAAGGACAUUCCUCUCUUGGACCUUCCCAAGUCUUCUGAGGACCUACUGGUUCCUACCUCACAGCUCCUCAACGUCUCUGCUGUCUACGAGGUCCUUCGCAACUUUGGCUCAGUGCUGCGGCUCUCCCCAUUCCGCUUUGAGGAUUUCUGUGCAGCUUUGUCCAGUCAGGAGCAGUGCACACUGCUGGCAGAAACCCACAUCUCCCUGCUUAAAGCUAUUCUCAGAGAGGAGGACACUUCCAACACCACAUUUGGUCCCGCUGACGUGAAGGACUCUGUCAACUCAACUCUAUAUUUUGUGGACGGUAUGACCUGGCCGGAGGUGGUGCGGGCGUAUUGUGAGAGUGACCCAGAGUACGGGCAUAUUCUGCCUUUUCAGGAGUGCGAGGAUUACCCGUUUGAACCGUUGGAUAGCAAAAUAAAAGUUCUCCAGUUUCUAGUGGACCAGUUUCUGGCGACCAACAUUGCCAGGGAAGAGUUAAUGUCAGAAGGUGUGGUUGCCUACGACGACCACUGCAGGGUAUGCCAUCGCCUUGGUGACCUGCUGUGCUGUGAGACAUGUUCAGCUGUUUACCAUCUGGAGUGUGUGAAGCCGCCAUUGCAGGAGGUACCAGAGGAUGAGUGGCAGUGUGAGGUGUGUGUGGCACACAAAGUACCCGGUGUGGCGGACUGCAUCCCCGAGGUGCAGAAGAGCAAACCAUUUAUUCGUCAACUGCCAGUCGGCUAUGACCGACACAAUCGCAAAUACUGGUUCCUGAACCGCCGCAUCGUGGUAGAGGAGGAUGGUGAGCAGGAGGACAAAGCCAUCUGGUACUACAGCACCAAGGUCCAGCUAGGUGAGCUGAUAGACUGCCUGGAUAAGGAAUACUGGGAGGCCGACCUGAAUGCAGCCCUUGAAGAGAUAAGGGACGAGGUGCACACGCAUAUGGACAUCACUGAGGACCUAACCAACAAGGCCCGGGGCAGCAACAAGUGUUUCCUCACUGCUGCUAAUGAGGAGAUCCUGGAGCGGUUACGGGCUAAGAAGGAGGAGGAACUGGAGGAGGUGAAAAGACGGGCUGCAGAGGAGGCCCAGAGAGCGAGGCUGGAGAAGGAGAAGAAGGAGAUGGGUGCAGAGAAGGAUGAUGAAGAGACCAAGCUGAGAGACGAGGGACAGCAGGAUGUCAAGGUCAAACUGACAAAGGAGGAUGAGACAAAAGAAGAGGCCAAAGAGGAGAAGGAUGGCGUCAAAACUGGAGUCCUUGAAGCUCCACCCACUGGCCAAGAAGUCAGUAGUGGCUGUAGCAUCUCAGACGGACCUUUACUCCCAGCAGCCUCUGCUCCAACACAAACCACCCCCGCCAUCGUGAGCUCUAGUCUGGCCACUGAGACCCCAAAGCCUCCGGCCUCCACCGUAGAGGCUGGGAUAGAGGGAUGUUCCCAUAUGGAGGUCUCUAACAGCACCAAAGCAGAAAACCCAUCAUCAGACUCUGUCCCUGUCAGUGGAGAUGGUAUCCCCAGCCUGAGCCACUCCUCCCAGCCUAGCGAGGAGAACAGUAACAGCAGCAUGGGAACCGGGGGUCCUCCCAGGGGUCCUGAACCCCCAGACUUGGCUGACAAGUCCUCCCAGUCCUCCUUGGCCAGCUUCGAAGACACAGGGGAUGGUAAAGAUUCGCUCAACGGUGAGAUGGGCCUCGGCGGUAAAAGGUCUGCAGCAACUCGCAUGGUGACGCGGCUUAGGAACCCAGAGAGCAAGCUGAGCCAGCUGAAGAACCAGCAGGUGGCUGCUGCUGUUCACGAAGCCAACAAGGGCUUCAAGGAGGGCAAAGAGGUACUAGUAGUAAAUGCACAAGGUGACAUCACCCGUGUCAGUACGCGCGGUGGCAAGGAAGUGGUGAUGAAGGGGACCCUCAGUCAAUACUUCAAGAUUGGCCAGGAGGGCAAAUUUCGCGUCUAUCAUAACCAGUACAGCUCAAAUGCCAUGGCCCUCAACAAGCACCAGCACAGAGAGGACCAUGAUAAGAGGCGGCAUCUCUCCCAUAAGUUUUGCAUGACACCAGCAGGAGAAUUUAAAUGGAACGGGUCCAUCCACGGCUCUAAGGUUCUGACCAUCUCCACACUGAGACUCACCAUCAUCCAGCUGGAGAACAAUGUGCCAGCACCAUUCAUGCACCCUAACUGGGCCUCACACAGGACCAACUGGAUCAAAGCAGUUCAGAUGUGCAGUAAGGCCAGAGAGUUUGCUCUGGCUCUGGCCAUCCUGGAGUGUGCCAUCAAACCUGUGGCUAUGCUGCCAGUCUGGAAGGACUCACUGGGCCAUACCAGGUUGAAUCGCAUGACGUCCAUGGAGCGCGAGGAGAAAGAGAAAGUAAAGAAGAGGGAGAAGAAGCUGGAGGAUGAGGAGACGAUGCAACAGGCCACCUGGGUGAAGUACACCUUCCCCAUUAAACACCAGGUGUGGAAACAAAAAGGAGAGGAGUAUCGCGUUACGGGUUAUGGGGGCUGGAGUUGGAUCAGUAAGACCUAUGUGGAGCGGUUUCUCCCCAGGCUUCCUGGCAACACCAAUGCUAACUACCGCAAAGAACUGGAAGAUGCUAAACUUGGCAAGAAAUGUACUCUGCUGGACUUGAGUCGACGGCCCAGUGUAGCCGCAUCAGAAGCUCAGGGAGUCACUGCCUCAAACAGUGACGCAAGAGAUCAAAACUCAUCUACCCUCUCCGAACCUGUAACAGAUCAUCUGAUGUCUGUUGAGGAUUUGGACUCUAAUGAGAGGAUGGAAGAAGAAAAGAAAGAAGCUGUGGAUGAAAAGGAAAAGUCUGAGGAACUCUCCACAGAUGAAUCACCGGCAAAGAUGGAAGUGGACCCCACCGAUGAACCAACAGAUGAAGAGAAAAGAUCCAGUAUUCAGGAGGAUAAGGUUUCCAUUAAGGAGGAGCCUACAGAGGGUUCUCUACGGCCUUUUAACUACGAUGUAGUGGAUGUCAGCAAGGGAUUCCUCACCCGCAUUGCCUACAAGAAGAAGAAGUCCUCCAAGCUGGACAGCCUGUUGGAGCGCCGAGUAAAACAGCAAAUAAUCGAAGAGAGACAGAGGCAGCAAGUUUCUGCCUCCAAACCCCAGAUUCCCACACCAGUAUCAACCACUUCAGCUCCAGCUCCGAGCACUCCAGUCAGGCCACGGUCACCACUCAAGCCCCACGCUCUGGCUCAGACGCAGGUCGCACCCGGCGAUGCUGUGAAAGUGGAGGGGAAAUCUUACACAACACAAAUUCCUGGACCAGGAGAAGUUGGAGAAGGACAAGUUAAAGGGGAGAGUCAGGCUGAACUCUCUAAAACUGCAGAUGAGAUAGUCACUCCUCCUCUUCCUUCUCCUGUUCCAGACUCCACACCCAAAGACAGUUGCAGUACAGGUACAGACAGAGAUUCAGCUUCACCGCAAAACCAAACCACCUCCAUGCCCCAGAAACUGGAGGCAGACUUACUGGAAAGGACUACGGGGCCAAAAGAAAUUAAUUUGGGUAGUUCAGGGCAAGAGGGUGUCAAACAGCCUGAUGUCCAUGAAACAACAGCACAGGGAACUAAUUGCUCUUUAGAGCAACAAACAGCCAGUGUACCAUCAGAUGUUACCAAGGCUGCACAUACUGAAAAUAUAGUGUCUGAGGUAUUGAGCAUGAAAUUGGACUCAGUAAGGACACCUACAAGUGUUGUUGACCAAAAAAGCAGUCAAAACACAUUUCCUUCUAAACCUCCUCAGCAAAGCCCAGAAACUUUAAGCUCAGCACAGUCGGGCAUAGAGGAAAAUGGCACCGGGCCAGACAAGAACCAAGAAAAUAUGCAAAGUAUUGGAAAAGGUCGAACCGAAGGCGUCGCCACUCCAGAUUCAGUUUCUCCUCUCCCUCAGGUAAAUGGUAAUGAUAGUUUGAGGAGUGAAACCAUGUUGAGUAACUCAAAUAAUGGUGUAUUCACCAACAGUCCCCAACCCAAGGUGAACAGCACUGGUAAAGUUGAAGAAGGGCCGGUUGUGUCGUUGAAGGACAGUACACAGCAAAAGCCUUUAGUGAAUGGUGAUUUGGCCCCUGUGAAUGAUAGCACAGGGGUUGUGGAAAAGGAACCAAGCCUAGAUUCUAAGGUAGAGGUGGAGAGCAAGAUAACAAUAUCGGAUCAGGAUUACACACCUCCACUGAAGAAUAUGAGGCUGGAGAAAAGCAUAGACGCUAAUACCCAGAGCACUCUACAGCACAACAGCAUAUCACCAUUUCAGCCUGCGGAGACCAAAACCAGUCCUGCUGUCAAGAUCAUCAGAAUGGCACCCUCUCCUAUACCUUCAGCAGAGGAGUCCAGUCUCAGCGACGACUUUGCAGAAGAGAAUAGUAACAGCGAGACGACAGAACCCUCUAAGACCAUCGUCACCCAGGUAACGACAACCUCCACGACCACCACAACAGUGGUUUCUAAGGAGAUGAGGAUAGCCAAAUCACCAUCAAACACAUCUGGAGAAAUUGCAAAGCCGGCAGUGGCAACAACAGAGAGCAGUGCAGUGACCACCCUCACUACCAUGACGAAAACAACCGUCACCAAAAUGUGUUCCUCUGGGCUUGAUGGUCAGUCAGAAGACAGCCUGAGUGAAAUGGUCACGCAAGAGCAGGGGUCGAUGCUCUCUGCCUCUAUCAGUAAGUCGACAACUGACGCCAAUGGUAGGACCUCAGUGUCAACCGUUGCUGUGAGCCAGGAGGAGUCAUCCACAAGGGGACGCGUCCGCCUCCUCAAAUUCUCCCGCACCAAGAAGACACGCUCGGACACCGCCCUUCCUUCUUAUCGCAAAUUUGUCACCAAGAGUAGCCGCAAGAGUAUUUUUGUGUUGCCACAUGACGACUUGAAGGUGCUGGCGAGGCGAGGGGGAUUCCGUGAGGUGCCUGUAUUUAGCUACAAUGCCAAGCCGGCCCUGGAUGUCUGGCCAUAUCCUUCACCCAGGCCCACAUUUGGCAUCACCUGGAGGUAUCGCCUGCAGACGGUGAAGGCUCUUGCUGGUGUGAGCUUGAUGCUGCGGCUCCUUUGGGCUUGUUUGAGAUGGGACGACAUGGCCGUCAAACCAUCGGCUGCUGUUGGCACAACACGUACAGAGACGUCGGAUACUGAAAUCACCACAACAGAGAUCAUCAAGCGCCGUGACGUGGGGCCCUACGGCAUUCGCUCCGAAUACUGCAUCCGCAAAAUUAUCUGCCCCCUUGGUGUGCCUGAGACGCCAAAAGAAACUCACACUCCUCAGAGGAAGGGGCUGCGGUCCAGUGCCUUGCGUCCCAAGAAGCCUGAGCCUGCCAAGCAGACGGGCCCAGUGGUGAUCGAGACCUGGGUAGCUGAGGAGGAGUUGGACCUCUGGGAGAUCAGAGCCUUCUCAGAAAGGGUAGAGAAAGAGAAAGCUCAGGCAGCAGAACAGGCCAAGAAACGUCUGGAACAGAAAUCUGGCACAGUCACAGUUACUCCCACAGGGACUCCCACAACACCUGCCGCCACGCCCAAAGUCAUUGUCGGUUCACUGUCAGGCCAGGGCACCCCCAGUACCAAGGUGGUACUGUCCACCAAGAUGGGCACCCCCGUCACAUUCCAGCAGAACAAGAACUUCCAACAGUCGUUUGCCACCUGGGUCAAGCAGGGUCAAAACACACAAGGAGCGGGCACAGAGACCACUGUGGCCACGUCCAGUGGGCACACCUUUCAUAUUACAGGAACCUCCGUGGGUGGAAAGGUAGUGACCACCAAGCUGCCGCUGCCGGCCAACAGCAAGAUCGUCACAGUCAACGUGCCAACUUCACAAGGAGGUGUGGUUCAGCAGAAGGUGUUGGGUAUCAUCCCCUCUAGUACAGCAGGCGGUGCUCAGACCUACACCACAUUCCAGCCCCGCACUACAACACUCAACAUCAGGCCCAACGCCCCAGGCUCCCAGCAGCAGGUUCUGGCAGCUGGUGGUCAGAUCCGUCCAGGAAUGACUGUGAUCCGAACCCCAAUCCAGCAGACGGGACCCUUGGGAAAGACAAUACUCCGAACACCCCUCAUGGUCCAGCAAGGUCAGGGUGGUCAGCAAGUAGUGACACAGAUCAUUCGUGGCCAAGCGGUGUCCACAGCAAUAUCUGCUGCCAGCCCUGUGGCCACAGUCACUGGACAGGGGGCAGCCAGCCCCACCGCAGGGGGACAGGCAGCUGGCCAAACACCACCCGGCACACCCCGAGCACAGGGGCAAGGCCAAGUUAAACUCACCCUGGCACAGCUCACCCAGCUCACUCAGAAGCAGCAGGCUGGGUCAGGUGUGGAUCGGCAGGCUGGUGUCGCUGGUACCCAGCAAGCUCUGACAGUGAUGGUUCAGGGUCAAGGUCAGACCACCGGCCAGCUGCAGGUCAUACCUCAUGGUGUCACGGUCAUCCCAGGGCCCGGCCAGCAGCUCAUGCAGGCGGUGUUGCCCAACGGCCAGGUGCAGCGCUUCCUCUUCACGCCCCUGGCUUCAGCUGCUACACCCACGUCAAGCACAACCACCACAGUUGCCGGCCAGCACAACGCCACCUCCACCAAAUCCCCGGCCCAGCCCGCUCAGCAGGCAGCCUCCCCCGUCCAGGCAGGGACAGCACCCCUGGCCACCACCAGCCCCUCUUCUUCAGCCACCCCACAAGGCCAGUUGCCCCCCCAGACGCAGGCCCAUAUGCCCAUUCAGUCUCCCACCUCGCUGCAGGUGAAAACGCCGGGAGGAACCGCCCAGCUGCAACUGCAGCAGACACCCCAGCUCAUCAGCAUGUCUGGACUGCAGCAGCAGGUACAGGUGUUGGCCCAGCUGCAGGCCCAGCAGGGUGGAGGCUCUCUGCCACAGCACAUCAAACUGCAGCUUCCUAUCCAGAUACAACAGACUGGGACCACCUCAGCUCAGGGAGGACAGAUCGGGAACGUGGUAACCAUCCAGGCAGCCUCUGUCCAGGAGCAGCUGCAGAGGAUCCAGCAGCUCAGAGAGCAGCAACAGCAGAAGAAGAGACAAGCUGCAGAGGCCAAGAGAGAGCAAGCUCUCAAUGCAGCCAGCCAGAGCGACAUCAUUCAGAAACAGGUGGUGAUGAAACAAAAUGCUGUGAUUGAGCAUCUAAAGCAGAAGAAGACCAUGACGCCUGCAGAGAGAGAAGAGAACCAAAGGAUGAUUGUAUGCAACCAGGUGAUGAAGUACAUCCUGGACCGGAUAGACAAGGAUGAGAGGCAGGCUGCCAAAAGGAGGAAGAAAGAGGAGGUGGUGGAGGCAAAGAGGAGGUUGGCCAAUGCCAGCAAGCUCUCGUCACUUCUUUACCGGCACAAAGAGAGCCUCAAGAUGGAGAUCCUGAAGAAGCGGGCGCUUCUCGACAAGGAGCUGCAGCUCGAGGCCCAAGAGGAGCUAAAGAGGGACCUGUUGCGGAUGCGGAGGGAGAAGGAGAGGGCUCAGGCAGCAGCCCAACAGGCAGCCCAGGCCGCCGCCACUGCCGCCGCUCACAGCCAGCAACAACACACUCUAGCACGCACACACGGCAUCACCACUCAGCACCACCUCACCACAGCCGUCACCUCCGCACACAAGAGGAAACGUGAGGAGGAGAGGGAGACGACGACGGUGGCGGCAAAGUCUAAGAAGAAGAAGAUGAUCUCGACGACGAGCACCAAGGAGAGCAAGAAGGACACCAAGCUCUACUGCAUCUGCAAGACGCCCUACGAUGAGACCAAGUUCUACAUUGGCUGCGACUUGUGUACCAACUGGUAUCAUGGUGACUGUGUGGGCAUCACAGAGAAGGAGGCCAAGAAAAUGGACGACUACAUCUGUGUGGAGUGUAAACGAGGCCAGGAGGGCACUACAGAGGAGCUGUACUGCAUCUGUCAGACACCAUACGACGAGUCCCAGUUCUACAUCGGCUGUGACCGGUGUCAGAACUGGUACCACCGGUCGCUGUGUGGGCAUCCUGCAGAGCGAGGCCAACCACAUCUGACGAAUACGUGUGCCCGCAGUGCCAAUCGACAGAGGACGCCAUGACGGUGUUCACACCGCUCACAGAAAAGGACUACGAGGGCCUGCGGAGAAUCCUGCGCUCCUUACAGACCUUUCUACCAUGGAGGAGAGGUUACAGAAGCGUGAGUACGUGAAGCUGACAGAGUUUGUAGCGGACAUGACCAAAAAUCUUCGACAACUGCCGCUACUACAACCCCAGUGACUCGCCCUUCUACCAGUGUGCCGAGGUUCUGGAGACCUUCUUCGUCCAGAAGCUCAAAGGCUUCAAAGCCAGCAGAUUGUGAUGUCAAAACUCCUGGGUGCCGGGGUCACUCUUAAAACAAACAAAUAAUUUGCUAUCCCGGACGUUGCUGUUUUUUACUUCUUUAAAACAGCAAUUUAAAAAAAAAACUUUUGUAAGAAAGUUCAUAUAUUAAACCACACUGUAGGUGUGAACCUUUUUUUAUUUUAGAAGCAAAGGAAAGGAGAAAAAAAAGUUUCUACUGUCUAAUAAUGGCAGCCAUGUUGGUAACACAAACGCAUUCAAGGGAAAAUGUAUUUUCUUACACUUCUUGCAACAGACGACCGAUAUUUUGUUUAUGUUUGAGUUGGAUAUGAGGCAAAAUGAAGUUUAGCUACGUUUGUCACUCUCUCUCUCUUGAGAUUCAAUUUUGAAUAAAAACCAACAAAAAGCUAUUGAUUUUGAUUGUGAAAUCUGAUUUAAUUUCCACACAAGCUGAUAACUUAUCUUUUAAUUUCAUAGAACUGUUGUUUAUCUUUUUGGUCAUAACAUGCUGCAGCAGAACAUUUUUACCUCAUUUCUUAGCUGAGAAUUUUUAAAAAAGAAGCAUGCAACAUUUAUUAGUUUUUUUUUAUUGGCUGUACCCAUGUAUAAUGUUAUUUUAUGUGCAUAUUAUAUCUUUUUGUGAAGGAUUAUUUUCAUGUUCUAAAGGAAAUAAUGGUAGAAUCUGUAAAAAUAGAUUGGAGCAAAAUCUAGUUUAGCUUUCCUGUUCUAAAUAUGGCGAGCUCGGCAGUCUCCAGUUUAAAACAAGUCCUUGUAUAUACACUGUUGGGCCGACAUCACAUCAUACACUUCGAUUACAUUUCACCAACAUGGCUGCUUGGUCUAUGUCAAAAUGUCUGACCCACUGGCAUCCAAUACAUGUUUUUGUUUUGUUUGUUUUUGUUUUUUUGUAUUUCCCCUAGUGCAUAUUUUUGUCAUAUUGUAAAGCUUUUAAUAAAAAAGGAAACAACCAAGUUAUCCAACUGUUUUCUUCCUCCUCUCUUUGCCGUCUCUGUAGGUCUCAUAACAACAAACUACAAUCAGCAGCCUCUUAGCUCCCUCCUAAAAACCAAGUGUCAAAAAGACAGCAAGCCUUGCAGUUUCCUCUGAAUGAUUAAAAGCCCUGUGGUCCAAGUCAGGCUACAUCUGAACCUGAACCCUCUCAGGAGAAGAGCUCCCAGCUUCCAGCUGAAAAUCAGCUCGCACUGGUGUCACAGUUAAAGCUCAACAAUACUGGCACCGUGACUGGACGAGAGCCCACCCUCCAACAUCCUCCCUUUUCAUCCAAAGUGUCAUUGGGACGUAAUGACAUAAGGUCCCACCUUCAGAACGGGGGCAGGACGGCUGUGAACUCGUUUGGCUCUCUGUUUUUUUCUAACAAGCCCCUCUAUGAGAAGAGAGAUCCAGAUGAGAAGUGGUGUGGCAGAUAAAGUUGGCAGGCCUGAUGUUCAGUGGCAGUCUGAUCAUACGGCUGCAGCCAACUCUUAAGAGUUGCGAUAAAUCUGUAGCUGAUCACUAACCUUGUGUUUCCUAUAUAGCAAAGUGUCAGCUUUGUUCUUCCUAACCAGAGGUGCAACUUUCAUUUCAUCCUGUCACUUUGAAUAUGUCUGCUUUAAAUUAUAAUGCACACUUUCAUGACACAGACAUCCCAUUAAAAUCCUGUUUAUGAUGUUAAUGUCUUCAAGUGAGCAUGGUCAAAAUGGCCGGUUCAUGCUGCAUAUGAUGCUUAACGUACAGGAGCUGCAGCCUUCAUCUUCAUGCACCUUGGAGUCCAUUCUUCAAUUAUUUUUUUUACAAUUGCAUGACUUGAAACAGCAUUUUAUUGGUGCAGUAGGAGCGUACAGCUCUCUUUGUCCCCCACUGGAACCAAUCAGCAUUCAGAUCCACUUUAUUCAGUUAGCCCAGAUAUUUCGACUGAAAAACCAUUCGUUUUCAUUUGACCCUCAGGUGUGUAGUUCUGCACAAAGCCUGAACUGGCCUCAUGAAACACAUUCAGAAGUGAAUGUGUCCAUCAGUGGUACAUUUUACUACAUUCCCAGUCACAGUAUUAUGUUGCUGAAAUGCUCCAUUUGUUAUAGAAGCUGUAUUUCAGAAAAAUAGUCAAGAUUAAUUUUUUCUGUAGGAUUAAAAUCACCACGUAUGGGUGUAGAGUCAUCUCGGUCACUCAAGUAAUUCAGGGGUCCUCAUUUUGUCUGAGGGCCACUUCACUUUAAUGUUAAUUUACUAGAGGGAAAUAACCAGGACAGGCCAUUCCACCCACCACAUCCUGCCCCUCCUCAAACCUUUUUUCCCCCAUUUUGUGUCCUUGUGAUAUGCAAGCGAAGAAUGUUAAAUAGCUCUCCUUGAAGCUUGACCUUCUGAAGACUGUCAACGACAAGAAACGAGGAAAUGAGACUGGUGGACGUAUUAGGCCUUCAGGGAAGGUGAAACUUGUACAAGGCUUAACUAACCCACAUGUACUUUACCCUCCCUCUAUACUCAUUCUGUCUUGUCAAAUCUCUUGAGUCUGUAAGUCUCUCUCCCCUUAUCUAUCGGCCACUUCUUCCAGCAUAUUUCAUUGAAGUUGACAGGUUGGCUCACAUAUGUCUCUCAACUCACCCUCAAAGCAUGGUUAAGUAAUUAGAUAAUGGACUUUUCCACUCAUCAACUCAGUUAUGUUGUGGUCUGUGGCAACAUGUCUGGGAGUAAACUUUGAGUGUGGACUGGGGAGUCUUUGUACCAUGGGGUUUGUAUGAAAAUUUUAUAGCUGCAUUUUUAGCAUAUUUGGGAACAUUUUUGUAAUCUGUGAUCAGAUUUGUAGGAGCGGAGCAGUUAUGAGACACAGUUACAGUUGUCUUUAAGUUGAUACUUUUAAAUUUAGGCAUUCGGUUUCAAUCCUUUUUUAAAUUUUAUCUGUGUUCAACCAGAGUUGAGAGAUAAUGUAGCUUCUGUCGUCUUUUCUGUGUUUGUGUGUCUGUCACACAAAUUUCUGUCACUUUGUAAUCUGAUGACGUGCUUCAUCCAAUGUUUGUAAUCUUUGUUGUAUAUGAUGACUGUCCAAAUAUGUAGAAAUGAGAGAUUUUUAGAGCAGUAGAAACUUUUAUUUUUCACUCUUUGAACCAGCAACUAAGCCCGCCUGUAUAUUUUAACUGUCUAUUUUUUCUUUUUAAUUGAAGUGAACUCUACAUUUAGGUGAAAUUGCCAUUUAUAUUUAAAGUGCUGCAUAUUGUGAGCAUAAAGGUUUUGAAUGGGGUAGAGUGACACAGUAACUCUUGUGAAGAGUUUUUCUUUUUUUGUAAGAAACCAACCAGUUCAGCAUAACUUCUAUAUUGACAUUGCAUUUCUUGUAUUAUUUAUUCAUAUCAAUGAAAAGUUCUCAGUUUUUUGAGUAAUGUUAAAGAAACGUAACUGCAGAUUAAAAAGUACUCUAUGUUUUUAACAGAUUGUGGCAACUCCGAAGAGAUUCUCUUUUGUACUUGA